This is a messenger RNA of Spirometra erinaceieuropaei, 2776 nucleotides long. The record is from the annotation of a GenBank genome assembly. NCBI's taxonomy places the organism in Eukaryota, Metazoa, Platyhelminthes, Cestoda, Diphyllobothriidea, Diphyllobothriidae.
AUGCUCGGCCCAUCGCUGCAGGAUUUGCGUCUUCUCAGUCAGGAGAGUGUUGCCGUCGGCGCUGAGGAGAGGAGCAGUGCCCUUCGUCGGCGGACUGUAGACAGCUUUGAUCGCAGAGAAGAAGUAAGGGAAUUAACAACAUGCGUGGGCAAAUAGUUCCAUUGGCGAAUGACCCUCUGUGAGAAAAAGUAGGAGCGUUGAUUUGCGUGGCACAGUUCCUUUUUAUCUGGUAAUCGUGUCGUCUGAGAUUAGUCUUUGGUGCCGUUUCAAAUAGAGUUUCCCAGUCGACAUCCAAAUAAAGUCAUCCUAGCAACUGGUACGUUGUUACGAGGUCGCCUCUGCCCUGCCUGUAGUGGAGGGUAUGGGUGUUCAAGGCCGUCAGGCACUGCUCGUACGUAACAUUUUGAGUUCAUGAACAGCCUAUUUGGCACGUCGUUGUACGCCUUCAAGAAUAUCUAUAUUCUUCCAAAGUCACGGCCUCCAAGCCUGUACCGCAUAUCCCAGGUGUGGCCGCACAAAUGUCCCAUAUACCUCGCCAGAGACAUCGGCAUUCAAGUUAAUAAAUGUCCUUUGUAUUGCGCUCAUGACUGACAUCGCCCGCGCUGCUACUUUAUAAUACUGGGGUGUAGGGAUGUCAGCGGUGGGUUCACGUGAUGGCCGUAGUGGUCGCUCACUUGCUUGCAGGUGAGACUACGCCUGGCGUCCAUUUGCUGGCACCCAACUCUCACCUGUGGCUUCACGUAGCUGGGCUCUGCUCAGCGGCCAUACCUCGGGCAACCGUCUCGACCGGCGGGCUAAACCAGGUGAGGGGGCCUUGUGUGCGUUGUGCCGCGUGCACAGGGCAUCGCGGAAUCCGCUGGAUGGAUGGUCAGAUGAAACACUGCGCCGGCAUCGUCGAGACGAGGCUCUGCCUGGUACGCCGUUGGACAGCUGCUGCCGGGACGGGGUCUCCGCAUCGCCUUCGCUGAGACGCGCCCACCCUCGCCGACGGAGACCGCGGACUCACGGCAUAUGCGGUCGUUCUCCACUACAAACAUAAAAGUCGUGGCCCCAUAGUGGGAUUCGGUCGCGCCAACCAGGCACAUGGGCAGCCCGAUUCAGGGGCGGCACUGCCUGCCCCCACUAGGGGAAGGGUCUAGAAAAGGUGGCCUAAAAAAUGCUGGGUACCACGCCGUCUACAUGCUAGCCAGGGCCAGAGACGUCUCAUCAUGGUCGAACCAAUCAAAAUCGAAACAACAACAAUACCAAUAACAACAACAACAACAAUACUCGCUCACCUCCUCAUCCUACCUCUACUUCCUCUUACUCUACCUAUUCUUCUCCUUCGCUGUCUUCUUCUCCACCUCCUUCCCGUCGCCCCACUUGUUGGCACCAGACUGGCAGGGUGAGCCCGCUCACUCUGGCAGCCUGGAAUGUUUGUUCCCUUUUAGACAAUCCGAGGAGCAACCGCCCGGAACGGAGGACGGCGCUAGUGGCCCGGGAGCUGGCGCGCUACAAGGUGGACAUCGCCGCACUCAGCGAGACCCGAUUCUCCGAACAUGGCCAACUGGAGGAGGUGGGUGCCGGUUACACCUUCUGGAGUGGUCGGCCCAGAGCAGAGCGACGAGACGCGGGCGUCGCCUUCGCCAUCCGGAACGACAUCGUGGGACGACUGCCCAGUCUGCCGCAGGGCAUCAACGAUUGCCUGAUGAGCCUCCGUCUGCCUCUCCGGCGGGGGGCAAAAUUCGCCACCAUCAUCAUCGCCUACGCUCCGCCGAUGCCCAGCCCCGACGCCGCCGCAAGAGACAAAUUCUAUGAGGACCUGCACGCCCUCUUGGCGAUUGUGUCGAAGGCGGACAAGUUGAUUGUCCUUGGCGACUUCAAAGCCCGCGUCGGCACAGACCAUACUGCCUGGAGAGGAGUGCUGGGUCCCCACGAUCUCCGCGGCUCCAACAACAACGGCCUGCUGCUCCUCCGCACCUGCGUAGAACACCGCCUCAUCCUGACGAACACGUUCUUCUGUCUGCCGGAGCGAGAGAAGGCCAUCUGGAGGCAUCCUCGGUCGCGUCAGUGGCACCUGUUGGACUAUGUCCUCGUCCGGAGGCGAGAUCAUCGGGACGUGCUGGUGACGAAGGCGAUCGCGGGCGCUGACGGGUGGACUGACCAUCCCCUCGUCAUCUCGAAGAUGUGUAUUCGUCUACAGCCUCGCAGGAGACCACAAGGUAAGCGACCACCAGGUAAGCUGAAUACUGCCUUGUUGUCUUUGCCCGCUCACUAUCUUCAUUUCAGCAAUGAGCUAGCUCCACGGCUAGACAACCUUCCAAUCGCUGCCGCCGACGACGCCGUCGCUGCCGAGAACUACUCCGUGGAGAACCGCUGGUGUCAACUGCGGGACACGGUCCAGUCGACGGCGCUAGCCGUCCUCGGUCGCGCACGCCGCCAACAGCAGGACUGGUUUGACGACAACGACGCCGUCAUCAGCAAUCUGCUCACGGAGAAGAACGGCCAACACAAAGCCUAUGUAGACCACCCCACUGAUGCCAACAAAGCUGCUUUCUACCGCAGUCGCCGCCACCUUCAGCAACGACUGCGCGAGAUGCAGGACGCCUGGACUGCUCGCAAAGCUGAGGAGAUCCAGGGAUACGCAGACCGCAACGAGUGGAAGAAAUUCUUCUCUGCGAUCAAAGCUGUCUACAGUCCGCCGACGAAGGGCACUGCUCCUCUCCUCAGCGCCGACGGCAACACUCUCCUGACUGAGAAGACGCAAAUCCUGCAGCGAUGGGCCGAGCAUUUCUGA